Molecule: messenger RNA, 1510 nt
Organism: Nematostella vectensis (starlet sea anemone)
Lineage: Eukaryota; Metazoa; Cnidaria; Anthozoa; Actiniaria; Edwardsiidae
Product: centriolar satellite-associated tubulin polyglutamylase complex regulator 1
Exons: 10
Coding region: 144-1046 (300 amino acids)
Source: RefSeq, a predicted model, not a curated record
UGGACUACCGCUGAGUGCCCGCGAGAUUUGUUUUCGGUAAACACUCCAACCUUGUUUUCGCAAAAUGGCAAUCCUAAAUCAAACUCCAGUGUGCGCAUUGUCUUAUGGCUUUCACGUUCGAGGGUAGUCUGUUUUAGGCAGUAAUGAGUUCUGGAGGAGCCGACCGUUUCUCACUGACUACGGACCAAUAUUUAGAAAAAUACCACGUUAAUACAUAUCUAGAGGACGCUGUAAGUCAAUUGUUGGAACAUAAGGAAGACAAUCCGCGUGUUGUUCCUGCAAGUUUUCUCAGUGAUUAUUUUAGAAGUGUGGUGCAAGGGAACCAUGUGCUGUUCAGAGAGUUUCCAUACAUCAAGACAACUCCACACAACAGAGCAGCCUUCAUCAGAACAUUUUGGAAGGCAUUCCGACACAUAGGGAAAAAUGGAGACCUGCUAACCGUUAGAGAAUACCACUCCUUGAUUUGCCUUCUGUGCCCUGACUUUCCAUUUGAGCCUGUUCAGAAGACUGCCAGGAUUAUCUUGAUGGAUGAUGCAAUGGACUGCCUUAUUUCAUUUGCUGAUUUCCUGUAUGCUUUCCAGAUACAGUUCUACUAUGAAGAGUUUAUAGAAAAGCUUCAGGCAGCAUACCAGGCAAUACAAUCUGGUUCCUACCGCCCUGGACAGGUUGUAGUUGUACCAACACUGUCCCGGCCAAGACAAGCACCUGCCCCCACAGGAGAGGGGGCUGGCACUAAUGGCAUGGACUGUGUUGAUGUACAUACCUUCUUAGAAGCCACUCUACAGAUAGCUCACACCAGCAGCCAUUUGUUCAGUUGUCCAUCAGUCACAGUAGUAAAGCACAUCUUGUCAACCGUUGAGAGGGUCACUUUCUAUGGGUUUUUGAUGGCUCUCUCCAAGCAUGAUGGUGCUAAUAACAACAUUGGAACACCCCCAGAAAAAGCUGCAAGUAUGGAGGAGACUGACCAGGAGUUAAACAGUUCAAACAACAGACCCAAAUCUGCACGGCCAAAGGGUGCUCUCACAAGUAACAGUAAGAAGCUGUGAACGGGCAGAGCAGCAACAGAGGUGUCUACUUCUUUGUAACACUGCGGGAUGCUGUACUAGAUGUCAUGUUGGGUUCACUACAAUUAGAAAGGCUGCUGUAGGUUAAGGAUUGCAUGCUUACAGAGCGUAUGAAAGGUAAAUACAGCAAAUACAUCAAAUAAAUUUCUUGAUGAUACUUCUAAGUGUCUUCAAUGAAAAUAAUGACUCAACCCACUGAUUUUUGUAAUGUUUAAGUUCAUGUCCGUAAACCUUUAAGAUUUGAUAGAUUUGGUCAAUUCUUUAUAUUUUCAUCUUCCAAAGGGUAUGUGGUUAGUAUGGAUAUUAUAAAACGCGCGUUCAUGCGAAUAACUAAAAUCUGCAGUAUUGAGGUAUUAUGGUCAACCUUCGAAAGGCCAUGAACUGAAAAGCUCUGGUCCAGUCAUUUAUGGUGUAGAUCUAGAAAUCAAUAAAAUUACAUGAGAAUA